AUGCUCUCAAUAAUGGGUAGGGGGGCCUCUUCUGGCCGCAUCAGCAAUGUUGUGGCCCUUCAAUAUUGUUUCAACUCGAACGAUGCUGUCGCAAAACCCGAACCCCGUGUCAGCGGACAAAUGGCCUCGUUUCGGAAGGGAACUGGCGGUCGUGCUUCGUUUUCCGGAAAUGUAGUCACCGUUUUUGGAGCCACGGGAUUUCUCGGUUUGCCUGUGAUCAACCGACUCGCUCGACAAGGGAAUCAAAUCAUCAUUCCUUACAGACAAGAUCCUUACUACAUCCGUGAGCAUAAAGUUGUCGGCGAACUCGGCCAAAUUCUCUUCUUUCCCUUUGAGCUGAAAGACGAAGAAUCAAUAAGAAAGGUUCUUAAAUACAGCAAUGUCGUCGUGAACCUUCUUGGCACUCGAGUCCCAACUAAGAAGUACGACUAUUAUGAAACGAAUGAAAGGGGAGUUCAGCGAAUCGCUCGAAUAGCUCGUGAAAUGGGUGUUGAGAGAUUCAUUCAUCUCUCCGCUCUUGGAGCUUCCCCAUCACCAGGACGAGGACAUAUUGUUUCUGAAAGUCACUUCUUGAAAUCAAAGGGUCUUGGCGAAGAAGCAGUGCGUCACGAGUUCCCAUCAGCGACAAUCAUCAGGCCUUCUGUGAUGUACGGUGAAAAUGAUGGUUUUAUCAGCUCUUAUGUUAGCAGAUGGCGAAAGACUCCACUUGACUUGGUGUAUCUCUACAAAUCCGGUGAACAAACGUAUAAAAUGCCAAUCUGGGUUGGUGAUGUGGCUUUGGGAGUGGAACGAGCUGUGAAUGAUCCGACAGCCGUUGGACAAACCUUUGAAUUUGUUGGACCACAUUGCUACAAACUUUCCGAAUUGAUCGAUUUCUUGUAUCGCAAAGCUCAUUGUCUUGAAAAUUUUGGUUUCAACUAUCGUCGUCACGGCUUUCCAGACCCAAUGUUCAUUUCUACCGUAUUACUCACCGAGCUCUGGGGAAAAUUUUUCAAAUCUAAAGUGCCCUUGAAUCGUGAAUGGAUGGAGUUCGUGGAGGGUCGAAGUGAUGUUUUGACUGGAGAGAAAACUUUAGCUGACUUGGGCGUUCGACGACUCACUGAAUUCGAAUAUUCUGGCGGCCAACUAGCCCAAUGGCGUUCAUUCUUCAAAUAUUACGAGGAGGAAUACGGAGACUUGGAGCCACCACCACUGCCGCUUAGAUCUCCACCACUCAUCAAGUCGAAAGUUAAAGGCGAUUUCACUUUUGGAUCGGCUUUUAGC
Molecule: messenger RNA, 1263 nt
Organism: Mesorhabditis belari
Lineage: Eukaryota; Metazoa; Nematoda; Chromadorea; Rhabditida; Rhabditidae
Source: the annotation of a GenBank genome assembly